This is a messenger RNA of Naegleria gruberi, 936 nucleotides long. RefSeq lists its product as uncharacterized. NCBI's taxonomy places the organism in Eukaryota, Heterolobosea, Eutetramitea, Acrasida, Naegleriidae. The transcript has a single exon. The record is from RefSeq and is a predicted model, not a curated record. Bases 1 to 936 code for a protein of 311 amino acids.
AUGAAACGAAUGUUUGGAAGCCGUACGAACAAUACUGACAAAUCAAAAGAUCAGUACGUUCUUGGCUCUUCCUCCAAUAACAACAACAACAACAAUACCAACAGUAAUAAUAACAAUGGUAGUAAUACUAAUGGUGGUAAUACUACUACUUCUACCAAUAAUUCUCAACAACCUACUACAUCAAGUCAACCACCACCACAAAAUUCAUCCAAACAAGCACCACCAAGAAAAGGAUCACGGAAUAUGGAAAUUUCCAGACCAACUAGUUUUAGAUUAUUGCAAAGUUUCGCCACAACAGACUCCAAUUCUUCUUCAUCAAAAUCUAACGGCCAUCCAUAUUCAAAUGGCGGGGAAAGUAAAAAAAAUUCAUCAUCAAAUGGCAGCAGCAAUACAUCCUCAUCCGCAUCAUCUACAAGUGCAACGAGUAAUAGUCAGACUAGUAGUAGUAGCAGCAGUAGCCUUUCGAUUGUUUCGUCCAUUGAUACACAAUCAUUGAGUUCUCAGGGAUCCGUUUCGGGAGAUGUAAAUAUUACCAUCAAUGAUGAUCAUCAUAGCAAUGGUCAGCAAAAUAUGAAUUCGGGAGAGAGAAGUGAAUCACCCAAUUCAAUCACUCCACAAAAGUUGCAAAUACCCUCUCCAAAGGCUAUGCAUCAUGGAAGAAGUCCAACAUCUUUCAAUGUUCCUUCCUUAACUUCAGUGUUGGUGCAACAGGGCGAUAAGGUGCAUCAUCGAACAAAGUUUAAUGAAAUUUCUGUUCGUCAAUUAUCUCCAAUGAGUUCUAGAUCUCCAGUCAAAUCUCCUGAAUUGGAGUUGACAGAAGAAAGACUCAAUAAGAUAAAUGAGGAUUUUGAGGCUGUUUUAAAGAGUAGAGCAGUCAAGCAAUAUGGUAUGUUUAUUGAUAUAUGUUUUAGUAUAUUUAAUCCUGAAUAUUAUUAG